Messenger RNA from Cololabis saira (Pacific saury), 2757 nucleotides. RefSeq names its product zinc finger protein 341 (gene znf341). Gene Ontology annotation, biological process: regulation of transcription by RNA polymerase II. Gene Ontology annotation, cellular component: nucleus. The coding region runs from base 13 to 2757 and encodes 914 amino acids. The record is from RefSeq and is a predicted model, not a curated record. NCBI's taxonomy places the organism in Eukaryota, Metazoa, Chordata, Actinopteri, Beloniformes, Belonidae. The transcript is spliced from 16 exons. Gene Ontology annotation, molecular function: DNA-binding transcription factor activity, RNA polymerase II-specific; RNA polymerase II transcription regulatory region sequence-specific DNA binding.
AAGAGCUGCAAGAUGGCGCAGGCAAUAUUUGAGGUUCUUGAAGGCAUGGACAACCAGACAGUGUUGGCGGUCCAGUCUCUGCUGGACGGCCAGGGUGGAGUUCCAGAUCCAAACAACCAAAAUGUCUCUGCUGCACCUGCGAUCCAGUCGAUGGAAGACGAAGACGUGUUCCUGUGCGGGAAGUGUAAGAAACAGUUUAAUUCUCUGCCGGCCUUCAUGAUGCACAAGCGGGAGCAGUGCCAGUCCGGCGCUGUCCCCUCCCUGUCCACGGUGUCCCUGGCCUCCACCAGCGUCUAUCCGUCCGUCCCGUCCAUCAGCUCCGUGCCCCAAACUGCUGCUAACCGACAGGUUUCCACCUACAUCACGGUACCCCCCUCCCCCUUGACGCACACUCUGGUCCAAGGCAACGUGCUGGUCAGCGACGACGUUCUCAUGUCGGCCAUCUCGGCCUUCACCUCCAUCGACCAGCCCAUGGCCGCCAUGCAGACACCCAUACAGAGUAACCUGACCACCCACGCAGCGGGGGUGUCGUACCUGCAGCACCACCAACACCACCAUCACCACCACCACCACCACCAUCAGCAGCAGCAGCAGCAGCAGCAGCAGCAGCAGCAGCAGCAGCAGCAUCAGCACCAUCAGCAUCAGCAGUCCUCCCUCACGCCCGCUCAGCAGCAGCAGCCGCUCUCCUCGCAGGUCCAGGCCAGCCACAGCAACUCGGUGGUGCAGGUGUACAGCGCCAUGCCUCACAUGGCGGGGGGCGGCGGCGGUGCAGAGAUCCACACCCUGGGCCUGCAGGCUUUCCAUCCGGUUCAGGUGCCCAGCCAGUGUGUGGAGAGCCAGCCCUUCACCAGUCCUCCCGUCUACAGUCCUGGCAAGCACGGCACCAAAACAAAGACCUGCAGCGCCACCGGCAGCCUGACAGAGCUGGGGGACUUUGAGAAGGUCAUUAUUCCCAAACAACCACGGAGUAUAAAAAAAACCACAGAUGGAGGUGCAGCAGAUCCGCUGAAAGGAAAAGGUCCGAAGCUCAAGUGUAACUUCUGUGACAAAAUCUUCUCCAAGAACUUUGACCUCCAGCAGCACAUCCGAAGCCACACGGGGGAGAAGCCGUUCCAGUGCAUCGUCUGCGGCCGAGCCUUCGCCCAGAAGUCCAACGUGAAGAAACACAUGCAGACGCACAAGGUGUGGCCUAUGAGUGUGGCCAGCACGGUGUCCCGACUGCCAAUCACGGUGAAGGUGGUGCCGGUGUCGUCCGGCGAGGAAGAGAGGGGCGUAGAAGAGCAGCAGCAGCAGCAGCAGCAGCAGGCGGAGCGGGACGAAGAGGCGCAGCAGCAGGCGGAGCACCAGUCCACACAAGAAGAGGCGGCGGCGGAGCUGCAGGAGGCCGUGGCCGAGGUCCAGGCCGAUCAGGUGGAGGAACCGCAGCAUCCGCAGGUCCAGAUGCACGUGGAGGUGCCGCCGGACCAGAACCAGAACCAGAACCAGCCGUGUCCGGCUCCCAGCAAACAGAUGGUGGUGAUCGACAGCUCGUACCAGUGCCAGUUCUGCGCCAGCAGGUUCAAGACUUACUUCCAGCUCAAGUCGCACCUGACCCAGCACAAGGGGGAGCAGGUCUACAAGUGCGUGCUGAAGUCGUGCUCCCAGACCUUCCAGAAGCUGGACCAGUUCCUGGAACACAUCCGGACGCACCAGGAGCAGCUGACGUACCGCUGUCACCUCUGCAGCAAGGUGUUCCCGUCGCUGUUUGAGCUGGGAGUGCACCAGUACUCCCACUGCUUCUGCCCGCAGCAGAGCACGCGCAAGGAGACGUCCGUCUUCAGGUGUGCGAAAUGCCAGAGCAGAUACUCCACCCAGGAAGCGCUGGAGCAACAUCUGCUCAACGCCACGCACAGUUUCCCCUGUCCACACUGUCAGAAGGUUUUCCCGUGUGAGAGAUAUUUCCGCCGUCACCUCCCCACCCACGGCGUGGGGGGAAGGUUCAAGUGUCAGAUCUGCAAGAAAGCCUUCAAAACCGAGCACUACCUCAAACUGCACACGCGCAUCCACUCAGGUGAAAAGCCGUACAAGUGUUCCCUCUGUGAGGCAACAUUCAACCGCAAGGACAAAGUGAAGCGGCACAUGCUGAUCCACGAGCCCUUCAAGAAAUACAAGUGUCCCUUCAGGACACACGUGGGCUGCACCAAAGAAUUCAACAGACCGGACAAGCUCAAGGCUCACAUCCUGUCACACUCCGGUAUCAAACCCUACAAGUGUCUGUUCUGCCAGAAGACGUUCAGCCGGCGGGCUCACAUGCUGGAGCACCAGCAGUCCCACACGGACAACUACCGCUUCAGGUGCUCCGCCUGCAGCAAGGGCUUCACCCGCCAGAGCUACUACCGGGACCACAAGUGCCCCGCGGCCGGGAACGGGACCGGCCGGGGGGCGGGGGACGACGGGGACGGGGGCUCGGGGGGGGCUGAGGCCAAGGACGGAGAGGAGGAUGAUGAGAGGAGGACCGGAGGAGAGGAGGAUGACGAGGAUACAGAGGAGGAUGAGGAGGAGGACGAGGAGGAGGACGAGGGGUCGGAGCAGCGAGUGGAAGGACAGAGCGGGGAGGAGGAGGAGGGAGACGGGGGCAGGACUGACGAGCGCUGCCAGGUUUCUGGCCUGACUAUUGAAGAGCAGAUGGAAAGAGAGGAGGAGGAACGGGUGGAGAACGCCGUCGCGGCCCUGGAGCGGCGCGAGGACCAGAACGGCCUUCAGCAGCCGUGUUUAUAG